Molecule: messenger RNA, 1407 nt
Organism: Parnassius apollo (apollo)
Lineage: Eukaryota; Metazoa; Arthropoda; Insecta; Lepidoptera; Papilionidae
Source: the annotation of a GenBank genome assembly
AUGCAAAAACUGACGGAGCGCAUAGACGACCUGAAGCAGAGAAUCGCUGCUUGGGGAAAGCGAAUUCGGCGAUAUACCGAGAGGUCGACACGGUUCAACCAGAAUCGUCUCUUCCAGAGUGAUCAGAAGAGGCUCUAUAAAUCAUUGGAGCGACCAAUGGUAAGUGGAACGGGCCCAGUACCGAAUCAGGCCGACACGGUCGCGUUCUGGCGCAGCCUGUGGUCAGAGCCCGUAAACCACAACGAGGGCCCUUGGACGGAAGUUGUGGCGAGUCAGUGUGCGGGUAUUACGCCCAUGGACCCCGUCACUAUAACGCCGGAUGACGUAGCUGAGGCGGUCCGUAGGGCCCCGAACUGGAAAAGUCCAGGACUCGACGGGCUGCAUCACUACUGGCUGAAGGGGUUCGUGUCAGUCAGCGCCUUGCCAAGAGGUGUUAGCGCCGUGCCUCGGCAAAAAUUGAAGGUGCAAAGGCCCGCUUGUGCACAUGGCUUCACCAUGAAACGGCGCCGGGCCUGGGCGUCUCCCGCUAAAGGACGCCCACCAAUAAUGGAUGAUGGAUAUACGGAAGAAGCGCGCAAAGGGCCGCUGCCUGGAGGUCGCCAGGGCGCGUCUGGAGCUGGCGCUGGACGCGGCAGCAUGCGAACCGCCAGCCGAGCGCGGGGUGCUGCACGACCACCCAGCAGCCCCUCGCAUCCAUCAUCCCCACCAGAAGGCUUGGUGUCGGCUGGGUCUUCGCGGGCCCAGCAAGCGGCACCCGCCUCUGGUGGAGCACGCCGCAUGCGUUGGACAACCCAGAUGAACAGCAACGCACUGCGGGCGUACUUUAGGGCAAAAGGGGGAGAAACUGGAUGUUUGGCGUAUCGGGCUAGGAUGCAUCGUAUUUUUGCUGAGCUGGAGCCAUCUUUAACCGUCACAGAGCAAAACCUGGCAGACCGAGUUCGGUAUAUCUUGCGCUCAAAUAUAUUUGAUGUCGCCGAACUCGAACGGCUACGACGUGAGGCUGUUCCCUCGUCGGAUGAGAAUGCUACGGCUGAGGAUGCGGCGCCACAAAUGGUAGAGCAACCCGCAAACGUGGAUGCCGCCGUGAAUACCCCAGUUGUGGUUGAUUCAAACGAUGAUGGAACAGUCGCCCAGGAACUGGAAUUAGAGCAUAUGAGGAGUACAUUGGAAGAGGCGAUUGUGGAAACGCGCAGUACGCCUCUCGAAAAUCGACCGCGACUUCCCCCGCAUAGCCCUAAGCAAGCGGAAUCGGGCUGUCGUGAGGGCUCUGAACCCAAUGCUGGUGACCUAUUUGGAAGCCAGCCGGGACCUUUGCGAGACGGACUCAAUUCUUUUUGGCGCCGCGCUGGCAGUCUGCCGUAUCAUAGGCGCCAAGGUUUCCACGGCUGGACGCGCUACUGGCCAUAG